Anisakis simplex (herring worm) is the source of this 726-nucleotide messenger RNA. The record is from the annotation of a GenBank genome assembly. Lineage: Eukaryota; Metazoa; Nematoda; Chromadorea; Rhabditida; Anisakidae.
AUGUUAAAAGCCAUGAUGAAUUUAAUUAAUAUUACAGAGAGAAUCACAUCCCUAGAGCAGUCGCCUGAGUCUGGAUUAACGUCAUUUGCCAAAGAACGCAUCUACCACCCUCGUCGAUCAACUGAUGAUGAUGAUUUGACGCGUGGUUCAUCGCGACGAACCAGUCGUUAUAAAUCCAAAAUGGAGAAGGCCAGGAAAGAGUUCUUGUCUACAGAUACCAGCCCUACAUCCGAUCCUUACGGUGAUCGUUUCCGUCAGUCACAAGAAGAUCUGCAACGUCCUCGACCUGAAUAUCGAGGAACCUUCCCGCAACAAACCUACAGCAAUGGUGAUUGGAUACCAAAGACUGGCACGGAUUUGCAGUCUUACCCACGUGUUGGUCCAAGCCCUUAUGAUCAAGUUAGUUUCAGUAUCCGUUCAUUGAAUAGGGUAUCCUUUAUCGUUCCAUUUCAACGAAAUACUCAAAUUCAUAAACCUAACAAUAAUGGAAUCGAGAAUGGAAUGUUUGAUUCAGUCCUUCGAAUAUGCUUAAAAGUUAUCUCCUUUGAAAUGCUUCUUCACCUGUUCAAUUUCACCUCCUACUGUUGUCCAGAUUCACUGAUUGUUCCGUUGCUUUAUCGCUUAUUGUUCAUGUUUCUUCUACAUAAUCAAACUCGCAUUCCUCUGUUCACCUUUUCAUUUAAAGAGUCAUUUAAUAUUGAUGCUUUGACCAAUGGUCCUUUCUGA